GAAAUAAUAAUGCGGCACCGCCUGUAAUUCUGUACGUCUAGUGUUAUUUCUGAACGGCUGAUAUUUUGAGACAAUCUGCGCGUCGUCGUUGUGUGCUGCAGGCAGGUAGAUGACAUGCAGGGUGAGCCAUGGACCAGAUCACCUUCCAUUAUGACACGGUGCUGUCUGACGUUCACCUGUUGCUGCCCAACUCUCGCCACCUCAUGGCACGCCUCAACCGCGUAGGACAACCAGUGUUCAUCUCCCGGUUCAGAAUCCUGUGGGACGGAACGAAGCAGCGCACCUGUGACCUCGGUUCCCCCUGCAGAGGGGAAGAGUUAGACCGCGACACCCAGGAGGAGAGUGGAAGGGGAGAUGCUAAGGAGAGUGAGACUGGGGCUGACGGAGGAGUGGACAGGGAUGAGGACGGAGGGGCUGACGGAGGAGUGGACAGGGAUGAGGACCGAGGACCUGACGGAGGAGUGAACAGUGAUGAGGACGGAGGGGUAGAACCACCCCUGGAUGAAGAUGGAGAUUUAGAGGUACCACGCAGGCCCAGACAAAGACUCUCUGAGAGGGACAGAGACAUGGUCUACCCCAUCCUCCUCAGCCAGGCAAGAAGAGAUGAAGAGGAGGAGGAUGAGGAGGAGGAGUGUCCUAGAGACGUCAUCAGGAUAGAACACACUAUGGCCACGCCUUUAGAAGAUGUUGGCAAACAGGUCUGGCGUGGCGCCUUCCUAUUGGCUGAUUUAAUCCUGUCUCAGCCAACUACAUUCAGAGGAGCCACCGUCUUGGAGUUGGGGGCAGGGACUGGGCUGACCAGCGUAGUCAUGGCAACGGUGGCCAAAACAGUGUACUGCACAGACGUUGGGGAGGACCUACUGAGCAUGUGCCAGAAGAACGUGACGUUGAACAGACACCUGAUGGAACCGGCAGGUGGGAAGGUGCGAGUACGUCUACUGGACUGGCUCAGACACGAUCUCUGCACAGACGCUGAUGCAGAGUUCGGAUGGACAGAGGAUGAAGUGGCAGAUCUCCAUGACAACACAACAAUUAUCAUCGCCGCUGACGUGUGCUACGAUGACGACCUGACAGACGCGCUGUUCCGAACUCUGUACAGAAUCUGUAACAACCUUCGUCUCCCCUGUACUACAUACCUGUCUAUAGAGAAGAGGCUGAACUUCACUCUGAGACACAUGGACAUAUCCUGCGAGGCCUACGACCAUUUCCGCCACUGUCUGUGUGAGAUGCAGGAGCUGAGGGACGGACGGACAUGCUUCACAGUGGAGCAGGUCACACCCUCUUUCCCACAGUGCCUGCUGUAUGAGCGCAUAGAGCAACUGGAGUUGUGGAAAGUGACAGCGGUGCCUGUCUAACCCUCUGAGGAGCUGACCUGCUCCUAGACCUGCUCCUAGACCUGCUCCUAGACCUGAUACAUGGAGUUUUCUGAUCUUAGACCUGCUCCUUGACCUGCUCCUAGACCUGCUCCUAGACCUGCUCCUUGACCUGAUACAUGGAGUUUUCUGAUCUUAGACCUGCUCCUUGACCUGAGACAUGGAGUUUUCUGAUCUUAGACCUGCUCCUUGACCUGCUCCUAGACCUGCUCCUUGACCUGAGACAUGGAGUUUUCUGAUCUUAGACCUGCUCCUUGACCUGCUCCUUGACCUGCUCCUUGACCUGCUCCUAGACCUGCUCCUAGACCUGCUCCUUGACCUGCUCCUAGACCUGAGACAUGGAGUUUUCUGAUCUUAGACCUGCUCCUAGACCUGCUCCUAGACCUGCUCCUUGACCUGAGACAUGGAGUUUUCUGAUCUUAGACCUGCUCCUUGACCUGCUCCUAGACCUGCUCCUAGACCUGCUCCUUGACCUGAGAGAUGGAGUUUUCUGAUCUUAGACCUGCUCCUUGACCUGCUCCUUGACCUGCUCCUAGACCUGCUCCUUGACCUGCUCCUUGACCUGCUCCUUGACCUGAGACAUGGAGUUUUCUGAUCUUAGACCUGCUCCUUGACCUGCUCCUAGACCUGCUCCUAGACCUGAGACAUGGAGUUUUCUGAUCUUAGACCUGCUCCUUGACCUGCUCCUAGACCUGCUCCUAGACCUGAGACAUGGAGUUUUCUGAUCUUAGACCUGCUCCUAGACCUGAUACAUGGAGUUUUCUGAUCUUAGACCUGCUCCUUGACCUGCUACUUGACCUGAGACAUGGAGUUUUCUGAUCUUAGACCUGCUCCUUGACCUGAUACAUGGAGUUUUCUGAUCUUAGACCUGCUCCUAGACCUGAGACAUGGAGUUUUCUGAUCUUAGACCUAGUGUUUUCUGAACCUCUUGUGGUCAGUGUUGAGAAGGUAUUGAUAAAAAUAUAUAGAUUAUUUAGUGAACUAGUAGCAGUCAUUUCAAUCAGGGCAGCUGGACAGCAGUGAACAAAGACACUAGGAAUGAUCUCUGUAAAUAAACUCACUUGUCAAAUAAGAUGUUUUUAAGCUCAGACCAGGGGUUGUGAUAUAUAUAUAUAUAUAUAUAUAUUCACUAUAUUCUCAUUGACUUGCUGUUAGAUUGAAGUGAACCGGUAAAUGGGACAUUCCCAUAGCCUCUGAAUGUUUUAUUCCGAUGUAAAUGAUGAGUGAUCAGGUCAACACUGAUCUGGGAUGCAUCCCAAAUGAUAUCAUAUCCUCAAUAUAGUGCACUACUUUAGACCAGAGCACUAUGGACCCUGGUCUAGAGCCCUAUGGACCCUGGUCUAGAGCCCUGUGGACCCUGGUC
Molecule: messenger RNA, 2736 nt
Organism: Oncorhynchus gorbuscha (pink salmon)
Lineage: Eukaryota; Metazoa; Chordata; Actinopteri; Salmoniformes; Salmonidae
Product: methyltransferase-like protein 22
Exons: 12
Coding region: 129-1355 (408 amino acids)
Biological process (GO): protein methylation
Cellular component (GO): nucleus
Molecular function (GO): protein methyltransferase activity
Source: RefSeq, a predicted model, not a curated record